Messenger RNA from Pyricularia grisea, 1107 nucleotides. RefSeq lists its product as uncharacterized. The record is from RefSeq and is a predicted model, not a curated record. Bases 1 to 1107 code for a protein of 368 amino acids. The transcript has 2 exons. NCBI's taxonomy places the organism in Eukaryota, Fungi, Ascomycota, Sordariomycetes, Magnaporthales, Pyriculariaceae.
AUGACGUCUCCAGACAGCAAACAACGGGUGACGCUACCUGUUGGCAGUGAAGUGGUGACUGUCAAGAUAAUCAAUCCAGUCAACUUUGGCCCAGCGAUCUUGGACCGUUUUAUGGCGCCUCCCGUCCCCGGCUUCGAGAAGUUCCCAGCAUUGCCGUCGUUUUCGUUUCUGAUCGAGCACCCUUCGUCUGGUCGCAAGCUUGUGUUCGACCUUGGCAUCCGUAAGGAUUUUAAAACGGGGUACUCACCAAAGAUUUGUCAAUAUAUACCAACAACCAACUACGACAUCAAGGUGGAGAAGGAUGUCGUAGAGAUUCUGGAAGAAGGGGGUGUUGAUCCUCAGAAGAUCGAGGGGGUCAUCUGGUCCCACUGGCACUGGGAUCAUAUCGGCAACCCUCAAUCUUUCCCAGGGACGACCGAUCUGAUAGUUGGGCCGGGUUUUAAAGAGGCGAUGCUCCCAGGAGCGCCAGCAAACCCAGAGUCCCCGAUCCAGGAGAGCGACUACGCAAACCGUAAACUCCGCGAGGUCACCUUCGACGGACCUCAAGCCUUCAAGAUAGGGAGCUUCCCAGCAUAUGACUACUUUGGCGAUGGGUCCUUCUACCUCCUCGACAGCCCGGGACACGCAGUCGGGCACCUCUGCGGACUAGCCCGCACGACCGCCUCCCCGAACUCCACCUUUGUGCUCCUGGGCGGCGACGUCUGCCACUACGCCGGCAUCUUUCGGCCGUCACCGCAGCUCCCCAUCCCGGACAGUAUAACACCGCACCCGUGCCCGUCGUCGUCGCUGCCCACGCUGUGUCCCGGUCACGCAUGGGAGGAGCUGCAAAAGUCGCGCGGGGGGCGCCAGCCCACAGAUACGCUCUACGACAUGACCUUUGGUCACGACAUACCAUUGGCCACAAACACCAUGAGGUGGUUGCAGGAGCUUGACUGCAUCGAUGAUGUAUUUGUCAUUAUCGCCCACGACGGGACGGUGCGGGAUGGCGGCGUUCCGCAGUUCCCUGCGAGCUUGAACGAUUGGAAGGCCAAAGGUUGGGGUAGAGAUCUUAGGUGGGCUUUUUUGCGGGACUUGGAGUCGUUUUGGAGGAGCAAGGAGCUGUUAUGA